This is a messenger RNA of Ilex paraguariensis (yerba mate), 939 nucleotides long. The record is from the annotation of a GenBank genome assembly. Lineage: Eukaryota; Viridiplantae; Streptophyta; Magnoliopsida; Aquifoliales; Aquifoliaceae.
GGGGAAGUUUGAUAUUUUUAGAAUAGUAGUAGUAGUUAAUUGAUAAUAGUAGAUAAUUGACAGGGGUUUUGUUAAUUUAUCCUUCUGUUAAUUGUGCGGUGCGGGCUUUCUUUUGACUUCAGUGGUAUAUUAUUAUUAUCCGCCGCAUAUUCACCCCGCACCGCAAUAAACCUGUGAGCAUAUUCCUUGCAAACGGACUCUCGAUCUCAUCUGGGUGGAAUCUCUCAAGUCUUAACAAACAAUGAACGCUGUGACGAACUCUGCAACAGAUUUCAUUCCAGAGAACACCGGCGGAAGCGAUUCCGAUACGAACUCAGACGAUGCUCCGGAAUACUAUCAGCCAAUAUCCACCGGAGUCCACGAUGAUGAAGAAUUUUCCGAUCAACAAUCAAACUCAGAUCAGAUCUCAGUCGACAAUGAUGAUCUCAAUGUUCAUCACCUGCCAAACGGCUACGCUAGUUGUGUCGAGAAUGGAAUGUCGUCUCUCGAUCUGAGUGAUGACGAAGAACAAGGAAGCAGUGAUGAGGAGAUGGAGAGGAUCAGAAUAGCAUCCGAUUCAGCGACACUGAGAGCUUUUAGGGAGGAUGAGAGCCGUCGCAACGCGCCGUUGACGGCUGAGAGUACGAUGAGAGUCAUGGAGGCGAUGCGUGGGGUGUCAUUCGCUGGAUUGGCCCCGGAUUGGGCUAACCAAGUCCCUGAGGAUCGGUGGAUCAAUCGACUUCGAAGAUUGAGACAACCACCAACUUCUACCAGUACAAUUCACGAUUGAACUCGGCCAAUUAGGACCGUGUCAUAUUUCUAUUUUGAUUGUACGAAGGAUUGUUGUUCUGACAAUGAUCUUAUAUUGUUUGAUAAAUUGUCUGAAUGAUCAAAUUCUUGUUGCCUUUGUUAGUGAUAUCAGCCUAUAUGUCUGAGUUCAUUGAGGAAUAUGCAUCAGUG